AUGCCUUCACCGACGCUGUCUUCCCCGUACACCGACAACACCUCCGCCUUCGACCUCUGCAACAAUAUCCUCAAUGGCUACACCACGCUCGACCUCCCUGAUCUCUCUUACACCCGCGUCCACCUCGACCAACCACAUUUCCAUCACCUCUCACGUCCUCUUCGCCCUACUCCCAACUCUCCCGACACAAAUGCGCUCUUACUCGUCGCAAUGGGCAGAGUCCUCGGUUCCUAUUCUGCUUCCUCAGACAUCCUCAUCGGUCUCACCGCAGAUCAGCCUGACUUUGUAAAACCCAUCAGGCUCACAUGGGAUGAAUCCACGACGUGGGCAAGCGCUGUCACCACUCUACACACUUUCUUAGCAACAGGCACUCAAUAUUACUUCACCAUCGACACCAUUCGUCGCGUCCUUGGUCUCAAUGACACGCAGACUCCUUAUUUCCCACUUCUCCUCGUGUCCAAUCUCUCUGAGAAUUUCAUCUCCUUACGUGCUUCAGAAAACCACGUUCACACAUCUAUGCUCUCCUUAUUAUUGUCACAAAUCAUUGACCUCUCUUCACACGGUGCGACCGACCCUGAUUCAAAACUAGCUACUCUUCCCCCACUUUCCGCCGACCUUAUGUCCUCUUUCGAUCAUCCUUCCUCAAAGCAUGACUUGAUCAGGAAAUACGUUUCUCCUGUCGCUAUUGCUACCGACUACAUCCUUCCUCAUCUUCGUUCUUCUCCUAACGCGACUGCUGUGCUCUGGUAUCCUAAUCUUUCAGACGAUCAAUCAAUUGACUCCAGUGACACUCCAGAAGUGCUCUCUUACUCGGAGCUUCACCAGCGUGCCAAUAAAUUCGCACGAUGGCUGAUCACACGAGGUCUUCAAAGCGAGGAUAGAGUAGCUGUAUGUAUGGAUCGAAACUUGAUGUUCCACAUCGUUUUGUUUGGCAUCUUGCGCGCCGGAGCGUGUUAUGUUCCAAUAGACCCAGAAUUACCGGAAGCGAGGAAAUCGUUCAUAGCCCAAGACUCUGGUGCUCGGUUUGUAUUGGUUUCCUCUCAGUCGGGGUUCCAUCUCGAGAAUUCUAUCAAUGUAUUCACCGAGGAAGUUCAACAAGAGAUUCACGGUAUGAGUGCUGACGAUGUGCCAACAGUCUCGGCGGAUACACUGUCUUAUAUGCUAUACACAUCUGGCACCACUGGUAACCCUAAGGGGUGUCUCUUGACGCACGAGGGACUCGCAGAAGUGGUCAUGUCCUUGGCUUCAUUCUCGUAUGAUGUGCGGAUGGACAAUAUUCGCGAAGGAAAAUUUCUAUCUAUAGCUUCUGUUGCAUUCGACGUUCACCUCUGCGAGAUCUUCGUCUCGCUCACCCUAGGCAUGACGUUAGUCAGCGCUCGACGUUCGCUGCUUCUGGAGAAUCUUGCCUUUUAUCUCAUAAAGCUUGGUAUAACCCACGUGGGUCUUGUUCCAAGCUUAAUUGACGCUACCAUGGGCUCUAUGCAAGAGGAAGAAGGACACGACAUGAAGUUGCGAUAUAUCGGCAGCGGUGGCGAGAAGAUCAGUGAUACAAUCUUGCAGAAGUGGGCCAAUCAUCCCAAAGUGAGGCUGGUGAAUUUUUAUGGACCCAGUGAAGUCACCAUCGGGUGUUCUGGCCGCUUUAUGGACAAGAAUACACCCAAAAAUAACGUGGGGCGUCCCUUUGCCAGCGUUUCGGCAUAUGUCGUCGAUCCUGCUUUGAAUAUCACGCUGAGAGGAGGUAUAGGCGAGUUGGUCGUUGCAGGUCCCCUCGUCGGGCGUGGUUACCAUGGGCGCCCAGACUUGACGUCGAAGGUGUUUUUGAAUUGGCCGAAUGCCAACAGCUGGGCGUACAGAACUGGUGAUCUCGUGCGCAUGAUGCCUGAUGGUACCAUGGAGAUCAUUGGGCGCAUCGAUACCCAAAUCAAGUUACGUGGCGUGCGGAUCGAGGCUGAAGGCGUAUCUGCAGUUCUUCAACGCUCUGCACGAGAGUCACAUGGACUUAGUCUUGAUGCGGGCACGGUGGUUGGGACACAUCCAGCCAUAGGUGCUUCGGGUGUACCGCAACUUGUUUCUUUCGUCGCUUGGAACGCGACGGUGCCUAUCGCCACGCGAAGGACGACAAAGCCCACUGUGGUGUCACCCUUUCCAGGGCUGUUCCCUUCACUGCGAGAGGCAUGCGAACGAGAGCUGGCGAGCUAUAUGCGUCCAUCGCAUAUCAUCCCCUUGAGCUUUCUGCCUCUGAAUGCCAACGGAAAGGCGGACGCCAAGGUGUUGAGCGGUAUUUUCCACGAAUUGGAGUUUGAUGUGAUGGUGAAGUUGGCUCGUGUUGAAGAGCAGGGCGCCAAGUCGUCUGAUACCCAAGAGCCGAUGACGGAGCUUGAAGAGAAGAUCGUAUCUGUUUUGAGGGAGCAUGGAACGAUACCCUUUGAUACCUUUUAUCCUGAUACGAAUCUCUUCGCGUGUGGUCUGGACUCGUUAUCGCUCAUACGCUUCACAUCUGGCGUCAACAGCUCGUUUUCGUCAACUCUUUCAGUUGCGGACGUGAUGAAAACUCCGACGAUCAGGGGUAUUGCGUCUCUGGUGCACAUACCGACCCCUGCGGCGUCGUCGUCGUCGAGGAAUUCGGGAUACCCAUCAUACGUGGAACGGUUCUCUACUACAUGGAUGAAGAAAGUAAAGGAGGCAUAUCCGGCUUCGAAGGUAGAGCAUAUAUACCCACCAUUUCCCAUUCAAGAGGGUGUGUUGUAUGGUUCACAAGGGCCGUCGACUAUGUAUAUACAGCAUGUCGUCUUGCGUCUUCACAGUUCGUCGAUAUUGGAAAAACUUCGUGGGGCUUGGGAUAGUGUCAUGGCGAAGACGGAGAUACUCAGGACUGUGUUCUUCUUCAGCAAAGCCUUGAUUCAAGUUGUCCUUCGCCCCGACGCUUGCAACUUGCUCUGGGAAGAACAUGAGACUCCACUGAAAGACGACUCUGCAUUCUCGAACUGGUUUUUCUCAGAAAAAGCCACAAAAGUCUCCACGGGAAUCAACAGCCACAUUUCGUCAAUUCCACCGUUCCGUAUCAAUGUCUUCCGCGCACCACAUGGCGAUCGUCUCGUACUAUCCAUCCAUCACGCGCUCUUCGACGGGAUAUCGUUGCCCAUCCUGCUCAAGAACGUCGAAGACGAGUUCAAUGCCGUCCCUUACCCAUCCGGCUCUCCCGUCGCCGUCGUCCUCGAUGAGAUGGCGAAAGUGGAUCUGAGCAAGGCACGAGAGUUUUGGGUGAAGAGUUUGGACGGGUUCGACUGGUCUGAGGUGGCGUUUAGGUCGCCUUCUUCUUCGAGCCCGACGAGGCGGUUCGCUGUGCCUUUCCAGAUAUCUCUUUCGAGUCUGAAUGCGAAGCUGGCGGUGCACAAGGUGACGUUGCAAGCGCUGCUGUCGAGUACGUUUGCGGCGCUCUUGGCUACUCAUAUGUAUCACAGCAAUGAUAUUAUCUUUGGGGUUAUUCGGUCGGGUCGGUUGUUGCCUGUGGAGGAUGUCGACAAGUUGUUGUACCCUAUGUUGACGGUACUCCCGGUCCGCAUCAAUUUUGGCAAGUCUGGCGAUCUUUUGCAAGACGUUCAGCGCAACAUAUCCGCCGCCGUGGAAUACGAGCCUGUUUCGUUGAGCAAAGUACAAAACUGGAUUCGCCCUGGAGAAAGCCUUUUCGAGACUCUGUUUUCGGUUGUUUUCGAAGAUGAAGAGCGAGCUGAGAUAUGGGAUAUCACGCAGAGUGAGCUCAAACAAAGCGACUAUGUGUUAUCAGUUGAAGUGGCGCUGAGUCGUUUGCAGGAUAGUUUGGUUUUGAAGGUUGCUUAUUCUGAAGACAUUGUCUCGGCUGAUACUGUCCACGCGAUGUUACACGAUUUCGAGCGCAUUGCUGUUGGCCUCAUCGAUCAAGGAGGAAGGUUCGCGUUGGACGGUCAUGAAGCCAAUGGAGCAUCUUUGUCGCCACCUUCAGUGUCAGGGAAAACGUUAAAUGGAAACCACGAAGCGGAGGAUGCUGAAGCCGGGGAUGAUGAAACGAUUCAGCAAUUACGAUCGACUAUAGCCGAUUUCCUCGAUGUAUCCGGCGAGUUGAUCGCAGAGGAUACUUCCUUUUUCGUUCUCGGCCUCGAUUCCAUCAAGUCUGUAGGGUUAUCUCGGACUCUGCGACAAAGCGGCUUCGUGAUCUCUGCGAUUGAGCUGAUGCGCCGGUCGUCUUUGCGGAAGCUUUCUCGGUAUCUUACUGCCACAAAGGGCGUCAAUGGUGGGGAAGUCAAGGGGAUGGAGUCGUUCCAACGACAGUGUGAACUGAUAAGAAAGAACCUUGAUGUUGAGAGUCUUCAGCUUACACCCGAUGACCACAUUCAAGUCUUUCCAACGAGCAUUCUGCAGGCGGGCAUGUUGUCGCAAACGGUCAAUUCUUCUGGGAAAUUAUACGUUCAUGGCUUCCCUGUGAGAUUACCGGGAGACGUGGACGUCGAUCUUCUUCACAAAUCUUGGGAAACUAUCGCAAAACGGAGCUCUAUCCUCCGAACGUCAUUUCAUUAUCUGGUUAAUUUGGGCAGCUGGGUGCAAGCCGUGCAUUCGUCGCCACAGAUGGAUUGGCUUAGCGAUACAUACUGUCCCUCCAAGUCAAUCGACUCUCUGCUUACUGAAGCGAUCUCGUCUGUAGACCUGUCAGACGAAUCUGCCUUUUGUCGGCCACCUUUACGCUUGCGGUUGCUUGUUCCUGAAGGGGCGAGUGGUCAAGCGACGCCUUACCUGAUUGUUAUUAUGCACCAUGCAUUGUAUGAUGGGCUUUCUCUUGCGAAACUCUUUCAGGAAGUUGAAGAUCUGUACUACCAUCGGACCCUCGCCGUAUCCCCACAGUUCAAUGAAGUCCUUCCGCAGAUAUUGCAUCAGGAGCAACUGGGCACGACUUUCUGGAUCGAGCGCCUCAGAGGCUAUCACCAAGUUACUCUGCCCCGAACCCAGACUAGCGAAACGGUUAAAACCCACACUGCAUCGUGCGACGUGUCGUUUGACCCGGUACAACUGAAAAAGUUCUAUAAUCACGUCGCCGUCACUCCUCAAUGUCUCGGCCAAGCCGCCUGGGCGAAGCUUCUUGCUGUCCUACUGUCUUCAGCUGAUGUCGUUUUCGGACAUGUUAUUUCUGGACGUACGGUUGAAGGGUCUGAAGAUGUGAUAGGGCCUAUGCUGAACAGCAUUCCAUGUCGUGUCCAGUUGAACGAUGUAUCGACGAAUCGCGAUCUCUUGCGUGCUAUCCAUCACGGGAAUGUUACUGCACUACAAUGGCACCACGCAUCUCUUCGGUCUAUCCAGAGUAGCCUGGGACUAGCUAAUCUGUGGGAUAGUCUAUUCCUAUUCCAGCCGUUCAUCGGAACGAACUCGCAAGAUUGGAGCUGGGAUGUAGUUGGUGAGCUUGAUGCCAACGUUCAAUACCCUCUAAAUAUGGAGUUCUACGAGAGAGAGUCUGGAUUCGCUAUCAAGGCUGUGUGUCUGUCGAGCCAUAUGAGCGCAGAAGCACUGGCUAAUGCGUUGAGCCGCCUGGAAGGAUUUAUGAAGACUUUUGUGGAGCGACCUGACGACGAGGUGUCCAAGGAUUUACCUGAUAUCAUGAAUGGCAAGGUCUCGGAGUUGGAAGAAACCUCCUCGGAUACCCAACAUGAUGAAAGCGAACACAUUGAUAUCGACCAAAUACCACCAUCUAUCCUCGCCAUUUUAUCCUCAGUGACUGGUACACCAGUGGAAGAGCUCGAUUUGACGAGAACGCUAGUCACUUGCGGCAUUGAUUCCAUAACGGCCAUUCAAUUAUCUGCAAAGUGCAGAAGGGCAGGGGUCAUGUUGAACGUGGGCGACAUCAUUGCUAGUCACACUCUUCACGACCUCGUCAAGAAGGUCGUGGUGUCAAACAAGCCGAUACCCGCUCAAUCUAAUUAUGAUCCAGCGCUUGCUGUGGUACCCCAAGCAGAGCGAGAUGCCAUCUCCUUGCGAAUUCCUGACAAGCUGCGAGAUGAAGUCGAAAGUAUUGGCGUGGCGACAUCGGGUAUGAAAUGGCUCAUUGCUGGAUGGCAGGGGAGCAGAGGGACUGGAUUUCAACAUAUAUUUCCUUACAGCAUUCUCGAAAGCGUAGACACGACGCAGUUGCGUGCCUCCUGGAUUGCGCUUCUUGAACGGCAUGCCAUUCUUAGGUCUACUUUCGCCAGCGCAGAGAGCGUAGGUGAACCUCGUAUCGUCACUUAUAACACGCGGUUGGUGGACUCCAGCUGGUCUGAAGAACCCUUUGACGACACGGCAGACGACCAGUGCAUUUACAACAAGAUGCUAUCCAUCUUGUCUUCGCCUCCGCCCAUGUACGAGCCACAGGCAAGAGCUAUAUUGUUGCGAUCCACCAAAAAACGUUAUCUCUUUAUUCGCCUACAUCACUUCCAAUACGACGCUUGGAGUCUACGAGUGAUACUUGACGAUUUCUCGGCUCUUUAUUCUGGCAUGAGCCCUUCUAGUUCCACGGAUUAUAAUGCAUUCCAAGCAGUUUCGUUGUCGUCAUUCGAUCACCUGUCAGAACAGAGAGCCUACUGGCACACAACCAUCCCUCCCUCCACCUCUCCAGCAUAUUUCCCCAUGUUGAACCACGACUGUCCAAGUUCUCAAGGCAGAACCAUUUAUAUGGCAAAGGCUGCUAUCUCAGCUGCUACGGUUCACGAAGAGCGAGCACGCAUGCAUAAUAUGUCGCUGCAGUCCAUUCUUCUCGCUUGCUGGGCCCGACUUCAGACGCUGUAUACCUCAAGCGAGUCUGCUACAUUUGGGCUCUGGCAUGCGGGUCGUAGUGGUGCUGUGGAUGCUAUUGAGAAGCUGGCUUUGCCCUGCAUGAAUGUUUUACCCCUGCAUGUUCAGGUUCGCAACGACAGCGUACUCGAGACGGCUCGUCAAAUCCUGAAAGACCUCCGGAACCGCACGGCAGUUAUCGAGCAGACUGACUUGCAGAAAAUCGACAAGUGGGUUGGCGGCAAUGGCAAGCCACUAUGCAACGUUUUUGUGAACAUCAUCAAGAUCGCGCCUGAUGCGAAUGACUCUAGAGACAGGAAUAUCAUCGAACCAUUGAGUGUGCCUUACUUUGUUCCAGACGUAUUGACCUGUGCUGAGGACACCUUCGUUCAUGAGUUACCUGUGACAAAACUGGUUCAGGAUGAUGUCAUGAUUGACAUCUUAACUGACAAAGAACAUGAUACAAUUUUGAUGUCGGUAGAAUGUGCGGCGGAUACGAUGAGCAUGACGCAGGCAAAGGAAUUGGUAGAACAGUGGUCAAGAAUGGUAGAAGGAGAAUGGGAAUAAAGAAGCAUAUGAGGACUAAAACUAGAUGGAUAUUUGUAUCAUUACUAACUAAAUGCUAUGCCCUCUCCGCGCAGCCUUCAAACACUCCUCUUCCCAGCCGUGAAGCCAUAUGACCUGAAUACCAGCGUCUUGUAGUUUCCUGGCGCCCUCACAUUGGACAAAAUCAUCAGGUUCUCCCACUCCAAUGAUACACCGCUUGACUUGAGCUUUGAUAAGAGCAUCUGCACAUGGAGGAAGGCCAGAAGUCCUGACGGAACAAGGUUCUAACGUUGUGUAUACAUCGGUAUGUGUGAGAACAGCGGAUAGUACGGGAGAUGAGAUAAAGGGGAGCAACUCUUGAAGCUGCUCUGGUGAUAAUUCAUGAGCCUUUGAGAGGGCGUUUGCCUCUGCGUGAGUGUUUCCGGGGAGCUCGCGAGAAUAACCACUGGCAAGGACCACAGGCUUAUUGUCAGGAAUGCGAGCUACGAGUGUGCAACCAACGGAAAAUGCGGUUGGAACGGGGUCGCAUUUGUGAGCUUCGAGUAAUGCGAGUUUCAUGUAAGUUUCAUCUCCUUCGCCUGGCAUGGCCUAUGAUAACAAAUGGAUAACAAGAUUAUGGAUAACAAGAUAAAGUCUGAAGACUGUGCAGU
Serpula lacrymans var. lacrymans S7.9 is the source of this 7964-nucleotide messenger RNA. RefSeq lists its product as uncharacterized. Gene Ontology annotation, molecular function: catalytic activity; phosphopantetheine binding. The record is from RefSeq and is a predicted model, not a curated record. Bases 1 to 7335 code for a protein of 2444 amino acids. The transcript has 15 exons. Gene Ontology annotation, biological process: secondary metabolite biosynthetic process; amino acid activation for nonribosomal peptide biosynthetic process. NCBI's taxonomy places the organism in Eukaryota, Fungi, Basidiomycota, Agaricomycetes, Boletales, Serpulaceae. Gene Ontology annotation, cellular component: cytoplasm.